Molecule: messenger RNA, 3229 nt
Organism: Ectocarpus sp. CCAP 1310/34
Lineage: Eukaryota; Phaeophyceae; Ectocarpales; Ectocarpaceae
Source: the annotation of a GenBank genome assembly
AUGCUGCUCUCCGCGUUGCUGCUCCUUGUCAUGGGUAAGACAGCAGCAGCACCGCCCGCCACCUUUGUUGGCGGCUGUCGACUCCGCCUGGCUGCGUCUGAGAGCGGCGGUCGGAUGUCAGCAGGCGGCGGGGGCAUCAGCCACAAUAGGGAUCGGGUUUGCCUCAUGGCCGCUGCUGGCGAAGAGAAGGAGGAGGAGAAGAUGGAGCUUGCGGCAGAGGUGGUAGGUGCGGUGACGAAAGCGACGGUGGGGUUCGCCGUGGACCGUGCUGCGGCGACGGUUUCCGAAGAGCAGGGACUGCCGCCGCGCACCCGAGCGGCCUCUCAACAAGAGUGGGCGGGCGCCAAGCGGAAGGCCCUCGUGGGCCUCCUUGGCAACUUCGUGGCCUUUCUCAAGACCGAUGACGACGCCUCGCCCCCGGGAAACCCGCCGACGCUGACGGCGGAGGGGCGACAGGAGGGGGACCGAUUCGGCGGGGGCAACUCCGCUGACCCCCAUCAAAGCAGCGGCGGGGGGGGGUCUUCUCGAUCGGCGUCGCCCCCUAGCAAAGAGACCGUUGCAGGCGUUAUGGUGAACGGUUACUGGUUCCCUUCGCUUGACGCUGCUGCCAAGGCUCCCGCUGGCAAGGGCUUCGACUUCGCAGAGGCUGCGGCAAACGCGGCUGCCGAGGCCGCUCGCGCUAAGGAGAGGCGUCGAAAGAUGCAGGCCGCGAAACGCCGGGCCGCAGAACUCGCACGACCCAAAGGCGUGGACUUUACGUGUGGCGCUGUUCUCCUGUCCUGCCCCGCCCGACACGACAACUCCGGCGAAGGUGUUGCUGGCGAUGACGACGGGGUCUUGGAGGGGGUGCGGCAGGAGGAGGAAGAGGAGAAGAAGGGGGCGGUGCGGCUGCCGCUGUGGCGCCGGUGGACCGUGACCGUUUUGGAGAGGACCGGGUUGAUGGCCCGCGCGCAGCAGGCUGGACUCCGUUCCAAGAAUGCCGCGGGAGGCCUUAAUGAUGGUGGCGGGCGUGGCGGGCGCGGAAUUGGCCAAGCGCGAGAUUGCCGCACAGGCACACGGGUGGAAGCGCUAGAGGAGCCCGUCAGAGGACCAGCGUGGGCACUUUUGAACGAGACCUACAGAAACGUGGAGGCGCGAGGCCUCGAGCUGGUCGAGUCCGAUUGGGAUUUCGCCGCCAUCAUCACCAAGCAGCUUGCGGAAUGGAAGCGUCGGGGUGUGGGCAACAGCUACCAGGAGGCGCUGCUGAAGGAGGUUAUUGAGCUCCAGACGAGGGCACUGCUGCGGCCCAUCUCUCUGCCCGCGGAGGAGGGGAGCUUGAUGGUCCAGCUGAACGCGACCUACCGGAGCAUCGAGGAAUCGAUAGGGAGGCUUCUGCCAAAGCAGACAAAGGAGCAACUGUCCCUUCUAGAAGCGUUGGUCAGAAAACUGGACGACAAGGGCAUCGGAGAGCUCUCGUUCGACGAAGUGUACCGUGCCCUCCUCCUCGGCGCCGUGCCGCCGGCCCUUGUCACGGACGCCGUCCGGCUGCUGGCCGCGGGCAGGCCCGGCGAGGGCGGCGGGGCUGCGUUUCUGUCCGGGGAGGCGGCGGCGCAGGCGUACUACGGCAGGGACGGGGGGGCGGAUGGGUACCACCCUGAGGAAAUGAAGCGUUGGGUCGAGGUGGACGAAGAAGGAGAGGACGGUGCGACCGUCGGCCAGCUCGUCGUAUUCUACUACCUGAAGAUGACCCGGCUCGUCCGAGCACAACGGCUUCCGUCAAGGGGCGUGCCCGCUGGUAAAUCGUCGAGGGUCCUGCCGCUGACGCCCACUGUGAGACGGUUGGUUGUCUUCCAGGUGACCCUGGCCUCGCUGGCGGCGAGGCUUAACGACACACAGGAGAUCUCGCGCGUAAUGACGUACACGGCUCUUGCGGCAGAAACGGAGGUCAUCGAGAACCUCAGAGAAGUGCUCGCCGGCUUGCAGAGCAACAUCCGCAGGUCGCUCGAGGACAUGGAGACGGAGUUGAGGCAGCCGCCACCCCCAAGCGUCCUGCAGGGAGCAGCUUCCUACGCCAACAACGUGGCGAGGUUAGCCGUAGCGGUCGCCAUCGACGGUUUCAACAACGCCUCGAGGGUUUUCGACGCGUCUUUCGAGGCGUUGGCGGAGCCUUCCAGGAGGACCCUCCUUCGGUCCACCGAGUUGUUCCCGUGGCAAACCUGGCAUCAGGCCUGGACCAACAUCACGAAGGGCGAGGACAACCUGUUCGCCACCGCGGAGCCGAGGCUCCUCGAGGCUGCCCUCGACGGCGGCGGUGGCGACCACCACCGCCGCCACCACUCUCUGGCGGACCACGGGACACGCAACGACGAGGACGGCCUUAACGGGGGCUUUGACCCCUCGGCGUUGCUGACAAGCGGCGGUAGCAGCCGGAGGGAUAGGGGUCGUCGCGGUGCCGGGGUUGUGGGGGAGCCCGCGGUAGAGGGGCCUGGUGGGGGAGGGGCGCGGCCCGGGCGUAGAAGAGGUUUGAAGAGGUGGAAGCCGGAGAUUGCGGCGGAAUCUCCAGGGUCUGGAGAGAGGGGGGGGCAGGGGGCCUGCCACGGGUAGCGGUAGAGACAGAUCGAUUGAGCCUCGGAGAAGGAGAUGGAAAGAGUGACUAGAUAGCGGGGGUAUGGCAAAGGCUCGAGCUUGUGAUGUAUUGUUUGCGCCCCCGCGAAUGAAUGUGCUUGUGUCGUUGUUUCGGGAUGAACUAGUCGGACUAACUCGUCUCGGCAUCCUAGAUAGAGCCACCGAGAGGCGAUUGCGAGAGGCACAGCCUGCUUAAUCCGGAUUUUUGUGCUCCUGGUUUUCCUGAGAUGUUGAUAUUUUGGCGUGCUAUGUAGUGUUUCAUCUCGGGGAAGAUGCUUCCGGUGGCAGUGUUGCUAGGACGCGCAUGUGGAAUGCCAGUCUGGGAGUGAGUGCCGCCCGGCACGGUAUAGACUAUUUGAGACAGCCUGUCGUGUGCACGCCUCCACUCCCCUGGGGCACGACGCGGUGCUGGCGGCGCCUUUGUUACGUACCACGCCGCGAUAACUGGAUCUAUAAAGGAAACUGUUUAUGUGCUGUUUGUGAGGGGGGCUUGUGUUCGACGGCCGUAUCUGUCGUCGAAACAUUUUUUUUAUUUGUUUUGUGUUUGUCGUUUUGGGCACACAUGUAUGCCCAGUCGGGGUUCGUGGCGACGUGUGUCUGUAAAUAGUGUUGAAGCUAGUGAACA